AUGAAACUCAUUGUUGCUUUACAGCCGGCCGCAGUCACGGCCCUAUCAAUCGGCAGUUUUUGGUCCAGUCUCGAAGCCAGAGAAAUAGAUGGGCCAAGCAUCAGCCAGACGUUUGAGAGCCUUGCAGGUCUUGGCCUUGUCAACGGCACUGGAUGUGUGAUUGACGACGACGGAGCCCCUAAGAGUGCUCGUACUGACACAGAGAGGAGCUGCACCAAUCUACAGCAACAGGUUGAUACAGGCCUCGAACAAUGCAUCAAACGAGCAAAGGCCGCCGAGAAGGCCGCCAAAGACGGGUCAGCACUUUUCGAGCAAUACUUCAAGACACAAAAAUCCGAAACCCGCGACAAAGUGGCGAAAUUCUUUGCCACGAUUGCUGAUGGCUGCAACAAGAAUGGAAAGCAGCCAGUCUCUGUUGAGUGCACCCCGAGUGCGCGAUGCACUCUUCCGCAGACCGGCAACAUGGAGCUGGCGGCAAUAGCAACAAACCAACCAGGCGGUGGGAGCUCAAUUCAGCUUUGCCGUAGUGCCUUUACCAUGCAUGGAGAUAGGAAUGGUAACCAGCGCCGUCAGGACCGGGGCCAGUGCGAAGAGAACCUGUCCAAGCUGGGUGAUUUGUUUGUGCACGAGAUGUCUCAUGCAACAGUGUCGACGGGAGAUCCUCCUAUCAAUGGAAACAAGCCUCCUAUCAAUGAAAUCAACCCUCCUAUCAAUGGAACCAACCCUCCCAUCAACGGUGGAAAUGAUAUGCCGCCUAACGAUCAGGAUGAGUGUGAUGCCAACGAUGAAGAUUAUCCUCCUAUCAGCGGUGGAAUUGAAAGGCCGAACGAUCAGGAUGAGUGUGAUGCCGACGAUGAUGAGGACUAUCUCGACAAUCAGGGCGGCGAUGAUGCCGACGAUGAGUUUGACAAUGAUGAGGACUAUCUCGACAAUCAGGACGGCGGUGAUGGUAUCGAACAAAUUGGCGGUAACGGCAUCGAAAAAUUUGGCGGUGAUGGCAUCGAUCAAUCUGGCGGUGAUGGCAUCGAUCAAAUUGUUGGUAGUGAUGAGGAGUAUCUCAACAAUCAGGGCGGCGAUGAUGAGGAGUUUGUUGGUGAUGAGGAGUUUGUUGGUGAUGAGGAGUUUGUUGGUGAUGAGGAGUUUGUUGGUGAUGAGGAGUCUGUUGGUGAUGAGGAGUUUGUUGGUGAUGAGGAUUAUCGCUAG
Beauveria bassiana ARSEF 2860 is the source of this 1203-nucleotide messenger RNA. RefSeq lists its product as uncharacterized. The coding region runs from base 1 to 1203 and encodes 400 amino acids. Gene Ontology annotation, molecular function: metalloendopeptidase activity. The transcript is spliced from 3 exons. The record is from RefSeq and is a predicted model, not a curated record. NCBI's taxonomy places the organism in Eukaryota, Fungi, Ascomycota, Sordariomycetes, Hypocreales, Cordycipitaceae.